Messenger RNA from Ornithodoros turicata, 7313 nucleotides. RefSeq names its product rho guanine nucleotide exchange factor 11-like (gene RhoGEF2). Bases 189 to 5759 code for a protein of 1856 amino acids. Gene Ontology annotation, biological process: G protein-coupled receptor signaling pathway. The transcript has 39 exons. Gene Ontology annotation, cellular component: cytoplasm. Lineage: Eukaryota; Metazoa; Arthropoda; Arachnida; Ixodida; Argasidae. The record is from RefSeq and is a predicted model, not a curated record. Gene Ontology annotation, molecular function: guanyl-nucleotide exchange factor activity; G protein-coupled receptor binding.
GCUCAUCAUGUACGUCAGCCAUAUUAGUCUUGAUGGCUUGUGGAAUCGUUGUUUAUCGGAACUUUAUUUUUGUUGACGUUCUGUGUGGUACCGGAUUAUGUGACUGUAUUUGAUUGACAAAGGAUGGAUAUACCUGCUUCUGGUCUGCACGAAAGUAUUACUUGGUCCCUUCACACACGGCUUUCUCAAUGGUACGCUUAGGAAUGGACAGGAUCAGGUUAGGGAGCUUCAACAAGAAUGACACCUGUCGAAGAGGGGAGCGUGACGACCCACCCGUAUCCCGCUCUGCUGAAAGUUUUGACACACAGGGUGUUCUUUUAGUUCAGAGGUGCCUGAUAGUUCAACGUGAUGAAAAAGGGUAUGGCCUCACAGUGUCUGGAGACAAUCCGGUGUUUGUACAGUCUGUUAAGCCAGGUGGAGCGGCUGCCAGAGCAGGGGUUCACCAAGGCGAUCGAAUAAUCAAAGUGAAUGGCACCCUGGUCACCCAGUCAAACCACCAGGAUGUUGUCAAAUUGAUCAAAUCGGGGUCCUAUGUGGCCCUCACCCUCUUGGGUCCCCCUCCUGGCGAACCAUGCCGUCCAGUGCCUGUGGUGCAUACACCCAGCAUCAGCCAGCCCCAUGCGCCCCUCACACCCAGGACCUCUGGUACUUCGGAACGGAUCACAGGUCCUCAGCCCGUGGAUCCCGAACAGCAACAACAGUGCACCAAUAUUUCUUACCAGACAAUCAAGAAGAUGCUGGAGAAAGAGCAGAACUAUUUAGAUAAAAUAUUGGCGGAAUGCAACAAGAACCCCUCGGAUAAGGCACGUGCUGAGAUGCAGAGCGCAAAGAAACGCAUUUCCAACCUGGAACGGCAGCUGCAUACAAUAAGGGGCUCACAUAAUGAUUGGCAGAGGACGUCACCCAAGUCGCCUUCCAGCCAGCGGAAUUCAGGGGACAUGGAAGGGAUGAGCCACCGCUCCAGCUCAUUCCACGUUUCUUCUGGCCAGACACGAGUGCAUCCCAUCAUGCACCAGGUGUCUGCCCCCUCCUUUCCCCGCGAAUGGAUGCCACCCCCCUCUGCCCCUGCCCUGGUACCCAGCAGGAAUGACACUAAGCCCCUGGGUGCUUCGGCAUCCAUGGAGAACAUAGCAAAUUCCUCCGGCCACGAUGGAGUCUGCUGGGCAAAGCAAGCUGGAGCGAAGCACUCUCGCCAACGUUCCAGUCCGGAUAACCUAAUGUACGUGAUGGAAGGGAUGGACUAUGACAUGGAUGCGUUGCAUCCGCCGUUGAACAUACCCCCAGAGCACGAGGAUCCUUGGAACAGUGAGGGCGCUUCACCUGAGCUGGUUUCAAAGAAAUCACGCUCUGCAUCAAGGGGCUCAUCCUUUGGACUGCAUGAUUCCUGUGAGAGUCCCCAUGGCACACCGCCGGAGUCACCUGCAGUCGGUCUAAUGGUGGACACAUCGCAGGACCACGGGGAGGACACAGAUGAGGCCAAUGUGUCUGAGGAGGUGCCGACGUCUAUUGAGCUAGUGGAUACUGGGCAGCUCCAGCAACCCCCGAUUCCAUUGCUGGAUGCUAGCUUUGGUGGCGAGCCCUGCACUAACCCAAUGGAAGGCAGGCCCCUCCCUCCUCUCCCCACGGAAGCCAAGGUGUUGCCGCCUCCCCUAACACCUGCUGCAGCUGCUCAUGCUAGUCAACAGUAUGGGACGCCCCCAGAAAGCCAGCCCCUCCAGACUCAUCCGGGAUCCAGAGUUCCAAUCCAGCAGAGCAACAUUAUAUCCAUGGAUGAUGAUGAGGGUACAUCUGAUAACGAGCUCCAAAGCCAUCUUGAAGACCAUGGCCCAUUCAACAGCAUCUGGAAGCUGAUGAGGCAUCCAGCUCAUCUUUCUGUGUUCCUCCAUUACUUACUUACCAACACAAACGAACCAUCCAGUUUGUUGUUCUACAUCAUCACAGACCUGUAUAAGUUGGGGUCUGGAAAAGAAAUGAAAAAGUGGGCCUAUGAGAUCACUUCAACGUUUCUUGUUCCCCACGCACCCUUAGCUAUUGACAAGAUUGACGAAACUGUAUUGAACGAAAUAGACGGAGUGCUGCAAAGCAGCCAAGAACACGAAGAUGAGCUGAAAGCAGUCUUUGUCAAGGCAAGGCGGAAAGCCAAAGAACAGCUUACGACGCUGCUCGUUCAUUUUCGCAACACUAGGACAAUAGGAUUGUCUAACAUUUUCAUUCCGAAUGACGCUGCUCUUGACGAAGCCAUUCGCGACAAGAAUGCAGAGUUGAGGAUAAUAGAAUCCCUCCUGGUGACAGAACUCGAGUCACUCACGAGGGAUGAACAGCCCGACGACCAGAAAUCUGCUCUAGGAUCUGCCUUGGCAACAGUUCUCAAGAACUUUGGGGUCAAGACUCCUUCCUCGGUGGCCCUCAUUGACAGGUUUCCUACCUUUGUGGCCAAAGAAAAAUCUAGGAUAAAGUUUUUCCCAAGGAACAAGAGGUUUGCCUUCCAGACGAUCAACACAAAGGGUCACCACUUCCAGUCCCAGCAAUAUCAUUGUGUCACCUAUUGCAAUCACUGCCAACACAUCAUCUGGGGUGUAGGUGACCAGGGGUACCAGUGCUCCAAUUGUGAAAUGAAUAUCCACAAGGCAUGUGUCAAAGUGGUGGAGGAGCAGUGCAUUGGUUCACUCCGGAAUAAGAAGCCGAAGAAGAACCACCGCAUGUCGAGCCUAGGCUCGGGCAUCAUGGAAAACAUCAUUCCCAAGACAAGAAAGCCACAGACUAGUCUCAGUGACAGGCACAAAAGACCUGCUGAAGAUGGGAGCCUUGACUCAGGGAUAUGUGUGUCAUCUGAAGCUGUUGACAGUGAUAAACACACCGGUCGCUCUGAACGUGUUCAUGGUGAGGGCAGUGACCACCACUCUCCGCAUGGCAGUGAUGGGAUGGACCGAGGACCACGCUCCAAGAAAGGCAACUCCAUCGGAAGGUCCGAGAGCUUUCGACAGCGGAGAGAAACGCGACCGUCGUAUCGGAAGCGGAGUGAUCCCAAUAUUCCAAGAUCCAAGAGCGAUGUGGACGUGGAAGACAAGCCAAAUAACCUGAACCAUUCUGGGAGUUCUUCAAAUUCCAGCCUUUCCACAAGGAGCUUGGAAAGCCCGAGCAACUCAUGCGAAAUGGUGCAUCGAACUCCGUCGACGGCUCCUGCGGAUGCAGGUGGACAUCCACCAAGCGGAACACCCACCUCACUGGGGUUGCACUCUGGAGGAACAUCAGUUGGGCAGCUGGAUGACUCAGAUCUGGAGUGUGACACUGAACCUCCCAAUUGGCAGAACAAUGUUGACCGGGAGAGCCUCAGGCUCAUGAAGCCUAAGGAAAGGAAGAGGCAGGAUGUCAUCAAUGAGCUGUUCCAUACGGAACGAACCCACGUACGCAACCUCAAGAUCCUGGAGCGGCUGUUCUUCCGGCCUCUUCAGCAGGAGCAGCUGCUGAGCCCAGAGUUGCUGAACUUAUUAUUUCCCAAUCUGGAUGAGCUGCUAGACAUCCACUGCUCUUUCAACGCACUCAUGAAGGCACGACGCAGGGAAGAACCCAUCAUCGGCGAGAUUGGAGAAAUGAUGCUUAAAAUGAUGGAUGGCGAGUCUGGCGAGUACCUGAAAGGGGCCAUAGCUACAUUUUGCAAGAACCAAUCUGUCGCCCUAGAAACCCUCAAGAACAAGCAGAAGAAGGACCAAAAGCUGUCACAGUUCCUUGCUGAUGCAGAACUGCACCCUGUGUGCAGGCGUCUCCAGCUAAAAGAUAUUAUAGCAACGGGUUUCCAGCGGCUAACCAAGUACCCGCUUCUCCUGGAGAAUGUAGCGAAGUACACAGCACCCAACUCAUUGGAGCACUCUCAGCUGCUGGAAGCUGUGGACCGCAGCAAGAACAUCUUGGCCUAUGUCAACCAAGCUGUACGUGAUGCAGAGAAUGAACACAGGCUGGCAGAGCUGCAGCGACGGAUGGACAGGAGUGCAUUCGACAAAGUAGAGAACCCCGUUUCAUCCUCUUUCAAGCACCUGGACCUACGCAAGCACCGCCUUGUACAUGAGGGCCAUUUAACAUGGCGUCUGAGCCGGCAAAAGUCUCUGGAAGUGCUAAUGGUGCUGUUGGAAGAUCUGGUGGUGCUUCUUCAACGUCAGGACGAGCGACUGUUGCUGCGGUUCCACAGCACAACACUGCCCAAAGCACUCGGGGAAGACGCGCGGCUCACCCAUAGUCCCAUCCUGCGGCUGCAGCAUGUCAUCACCAGGGAUGUGGCCACCGACAAGAAGGCCUUCUUUCUGGUCACAACAGGCGAGCAACAGGCUAUCUACGAGUUUGCUGCUGCCUCUGCUGCGGAGAAGAAAAUGUGGUUGCACCACAUCACUGCCGCUGUGAAGCCCCAUGCCACAACUGAGCAAGUCAUCAAACGGUCGGAACCGGAAAGGACAGAGUCCACAGAGGACGUCGUUGAAAGUGCCCUGGACACUGUACCACCAUCGACAACGCCUGAUGUGGAGCCCACUGCCACGAGGGAGGAACCCCCACAGGGUGAGGCGGAUGGGUUGGCUGGCGACCUCUCCCAGCCUAAGGACACCGAGGCUGGGGAGCGGGCGGAGUCCUACUCAGUGUCAGAAGCUAGUACCCAUCCUGCCCUGGUUGACUUUCAUGAAGUGGUCAUCCGGUCUAGUGCUCCUUUUGAGACUGCCCAACAUGUGCUCACUCCUGUUGAGAGACUGCGACGUAAAGACCAGGAGGUGUUAAAUGCCAUCCGGGAGAAGCAGGACAUUGUAUCGGAGAUCCUCCGGAUACCAAAGGGAGACUACGAGAACGUAGCCGAGAUUUCUGAACAAGCUGGUGGAGAUAAAGGGCCCAUGGAGCUUCUCCUUCAAAUAACAUAUCAAGCAAACAACCUAGAAAAACUAAUAAAUGAAGCCUUGAACAUCAAGGAGGAAGAUGCUAUAACUGCUCCAUCAAGCAUCAACGUCAUUCAUGAAGAUAGUCCAGCAGAGUCAUCAUCUGCAUCUCCCCAAGCAUCUCAGAAGGCAUCAACACUUCCCGGUGUUCCCACAGACAAACUCCUCAGUGUCACAAAUCCUCUGGUCAAGUACUUGACUCAGCUUGCGCCUUGCAUAGAAGAAAUGGAGCGAGAGCGGCAACAGUUGCGCAAGGCAGUACAGCAGUCACGUGAUCAAGCACAGCUUCUGCGUGUGGUCAAGCAACAGAAUGGUGAUAGCCUGUCUUCUGGGAGCCAGGAGCAGUCUCGACCCUGCAGCUUUGUGUCAGUCACUUCCUCUGCAUCAGACAUGGAGGAGCAGCCACAGCCAGUGACUGUUGAUGAAACAGAUGCAACAGAAGCCAUCAUAGCCUCCUCUUGUUCUGAAACAGCAGCAAGUGCCAAUUCCAACACAACCACAGGGUCUGCCGAAUUCUCCGAGAUGCCCCCAUAUGUAGCUCCGCCACCGUUGCCCCUCUCAGACGUCUUUCGUGAGGCGUGUGUCCAGACCAGUCAGGAGCAGCUCUGCUGUUGUCCCGUUACAGAUCUUGACGAAGACACCCCUGCAGACAUCAGCAGGUCUGACAGCGAUUCCAUCUCCACUCCGCCCCUCGAAGAACCCGUUGACAGGCCCACAGAAGGCAGUGAAGUUCUCGAGACCAAACAAAAUCCAGAAGUCCACGAGGAAGUGGAAGAGGAAGAAGACGAUAAGGCUGAGGAUGCCACGACCCCAACACCAGAGUCCACCCCGAGUGCCGUGUAUUUCUAGGAUAAUGAGUGACUUUGUGCGGAUGACCGUGUGAAUAGACAAUACCUGUGCCACAAGCGGUGCCCGUUCCUGUGCAGGAAAACGAGAAGUAUGAUGCAGUACAGUGCUUUGCUUGAACUGUUGUCGUCAGAGCUGUUUGGGGGGUUUUCGUGCACACUUUUUCUUGUUCGCGCACCAGGUUUAGUUGGGCUUGGAGGAGCGUGAUGCGGUGCACCUCAUCAUAAUAAUGAGCAAGCCUCCUCACAACACACUGUUCACAACUAUGGGAGGGGCAAAAAAGAGGGAUAAAAUCUGUAUUUUACAGCACAGACAAGACUUCUACAUCUAUAGCAUGGUCACAAAUGUGGUUUCCUGUACAUGCUGCACAAUUAGUUGGCAAUACCGUAGCAGAAAUAUUUUGUGAAGCAAAAAAAAAAAAAAAUAAUGCUGUGAAUAUCUAGUUUUAAUGGCACUGCUGCACAUUCUCCUCUCCUGUGAAUUUAUGGGAGACACUGUACAGAAUUUCUUCACUCUGAGGAGGGACACAAGCACGGUGAUGACUCGACGUACCUCGUACUACCUUGUUUCUUUGCUCUGACACGGUGCUGACUAGCUUCGAAAACUGGUGAUGUGUACAAGUCACAGAAAGAUGUAAAUAGAUGAGAAUGAACUUUUUCCUGUAUAUUACUGUUUUUAGUGUUUCCACAAGAUGGAUAUUACCAUAUUUAUGAGUACACAUAGCAUGCAGAAAGCGUUUUUGUCUUACAUGAAUUCUGAGCCCCCUCAUUGUCUUCCUGUCCUGAGGUCUCUCAAUAUCCGUUCAACAACCGUUAUGCUUCUGUUUUGUCUUCGUUUUUAUUUUGUUUCCAAGGAAAUAGACAAGAACAUCUCCUUGUCUCAUCGCACAAGAACCCAUGCCAGAAGCACUGCCCAGACGUGCACGUGCUGAAUGUGCAAGGUAGCUUUGUGUAUGAGUGGUGUAGUCAGACAGCAGCUGCCAUUGUGUGUUCCCUUAUUUCAUCUAAGUUGGAAUGCAAGAUAUAUCUCGGCCCUUUAUACGUAUGCUUUUUUACAGCUGACGCGACGCGUACGCACUUGUGAAUAAUUGAUGGAAUUUAUCUCCAAUCCGUGGACAGUGGGAGGGCUCAGACUUUGUGGAAAUAGGUGCGCUCGGUGAACUACAGGAUGCGAGAGUUAACCUUUACAACUAAGGGUAUUUUUGUACAGAUUCACGGGGUAAAAUGCUGGGAUUAUUCACCUAUUGGAAUCGCACAAAAGAGGGGAAAGUUGUGCUUUGUGAGUCUGACCCCUCUUGUGCUGUAGAUACAACUAUCUCAUGUAACUUAGACUUCAAUUAACGUAGCCUUAUAAAAGGGAAUUGUGCCUAAGAGUUUGGACAAGCAAAGAAGAAAAUCUGGGGGAGAACGAAAUGUCACGUGGGAGUGCAUUUAGAGGUGGGAACGAUGACCCCGUUUGUGCCUGUGUAUAUACAAUAGAAAAAUUUUAUAUGGCAGUUGAUGACCUUAAUGUGCUCCUAAUUUAAUUAUGGCAAAUAAAUGAGUUAGCCUCGUCUCA